This is a messenger RNA of Cajanus cajan (pigeon pea), 2260 nucleotides long. Its product is annotated as vacuolar-sorting receptor 1. Gene Ontology annotation, molecular function: calcium ion binding. The record is from RefSeq and is a predicted model, not a curated record. Lineage: Eukaryota; Viridiplantae; Streptophyta; Magnoliopsida; Fabales; Fabaceae.
AUGAGGACAAAGCAAAUUUUUUUUUGGUGUGCAUGGGUUUUUCUUUGGGGGUCUUGUGUGGCCAGAUUUGUGGUGGAAAAGAACAAUUUGAAAAUCACUUCUCCGAAAUCAUUGAGAGGUAUAUAUGAAUGUGCAAUUGGAAAUUUUGGGGUUCCCAAGUAUGGAGGAACCAUGAUUGGCUCUGUGUUGUACCCCAAGUCCAAUCGGAAUGGAUGUAAAAGCUUUGAUUCCUCGUUGGGUUCCAAGCCAGGAACAUUCCCUACCUUUGUUCUAAUUGAUCGGGGAGAUUGCUUCUUCACUUUAAAGGCGUGGAAUGCACAAAAAGGUGGAGCAGCAGCUAUUCUUGUUGCAGAUGAUAGGGUAGAACCAUUGAUCACCAUGGAUACUCCUGAAGAAGGGAAUGGUGCAAAUAAUGAUGAUUACAUCGAGAAGAUCAGCAUUCCUUCUGCCCUUAUCAGCAAAUCACUAGGGGAUAACAUCAAGAGGGCUCUCUCUGAUGGGGCCAUGGUUAACGUAAAUCUUGAUUGGAGAGAGGCUCUUCCACACCCUGAUGAGAGAGUUGAGUAUGAGUUUUGGACAAGUAGCAAUGAUGAGUGUGGACCAAAGUGUGAAAGUGAAAUUAAUUUUGUCCAGAGUUUCAAAGGGUCAGCUCAAUUACUUGAGCAGAAAGGGUUUGCAAAGUUCACCCCUCACUAUAUAACUUGGUAUUGUCCAGAAGCAUUUAUAUUAAGCCAACAGUGCAAGUCCCAGUGCAUAAAUAAUGGGAGAUACUGUGCUCCAGAUCCUGAGCUAGAUUUCAGCAGAGGGUACAAUGGUAGAGAUGUUGUUAUCCAAAAUUUACGUCAAGCAUGCUUCUUUAAAGUGGCAAAUGAAAGUGGAAAACCUUGGCAAUGGUGGGACUAUGUCACUGACUUUUCGAUCCGCUGUCCAAUGAGAGAGAAUAAGUACACUGAAGAAUGCUCAGAUCAAGUUAUUAAAUCUCUUGGUGCUGAUUUGAAAAAAGUUAAAGACUGUGUUGGAGAUCCUACGGCAAAUGUCGACAACCCUGUUCUUAAUGCUGAGCAGGAUGCACAGAUUGGCAACGGCGAUCGUGGUGAUGUUACUAUACUACCUACUCUUAUUAUAAACAACAGACAAUACAGAGGUAAGCUGUCAAGAGCAGCAGUACUCAAGGCAAUCUGUUCAGGUUUCCAAGAGACCACUGAGCCAUCAAUUUGUUUAGCCCCAGACAUGGAAACAAAUGAGUGUUUGCAAAACAAUGGUGGUUGUUGGCAGGACAAAGCUGCUAACAUUACUGCAUGCAGGGACACUUUCAGAGGAAGAGUAUGUGAAUGCCCUACUGUACAAAAUGUACCAUUUAUUGGUGAUGGAUAUACUCAUUGUGAAGCUACAGGCUCCUUGAGGUGUGCAAUCAACAAUGGAGGUUGUUGGAAGGAAACCCAAGGUAGCAGGUCUUUCUCUGCUUGUAUUGAUGACCACACCAAAGGUUGCAAGUGUCCACCUGGAUUCAGGGGUGAUGGAUUCCACUCCUGUAAAGAUGUGGAUGAGUGCAAAGAAAAAACGGCUUGCCAGUGCCCAGAGUGCCAAUGCAAAAAUACCUGGGGAAGUUAUGAAUGCACAUGCAAUGAUGGUUUGUUCUACACGCGAGAAAAUGACAUGUGUAUUGGUAAAUAUGCUGCGACAGCGUCUGGUGGGGGUAUUGUUUGGUUGGUUAUUCUGAUCUUGGCUAUUGCUGGUGCUGGGGGAUAUGCAUUUUACAAGUACAGAAUCCGGAAAUAUAUGGACUCCGAGAUAAGGGCAAUUAUGGCCCAAUACAUGCCCUUGGAUAAUCAACCGGAGGUUUCUAGUCAAGCUCAUGAAGAUGUCUAGAAGAUCUGGGAAUGCCAAUUCUAUGAAAAGAUGAAUUUGAUAUAUGGGACAUCCUCUACAGUUUAGUUAUUGACACGGAGACAAGCUGUUUAACCCGAGGCUUCUAGCAUCAGGCUUAGUUAGUGUCAUCCUUACCCCUCAAGUCUUUUUCUUUCCAUUUCUUUUCCUUAUUUUGUUAUCUUUUUCUUCCCUCAAAGUGGAUGGCUUGUUUUUCUUAGGAAGUAUCAACAUAGAGUGGAAGUCGUGUUCUUUUACUAAUUUAGGCCACUUGAAGUUGGCACCACAUUUCUAUUCAAUUGGGGACGUUAGAUAUGGCAUAUGGAAGAGACAUAUUUUUGUAGAAACUAUAAACUUUGCAAGCUUUUAGUAUUAUUUUUAUACCAGUUUGUAA